Nicotiana attenuata is the source of this 2181-nucleotide messenger RNA. RefSeq names its product jasmonic acid-amido synthetase JAR1-like. Bases 349 to 2076 code for a protein of 575 amino acids. Gene Ontology annotation, cellular component: cytoplasm. NCBI's taxonomy places the organism in Eukaryota, Viridiplantae, Streptophyta, Magnoliopsida, Solanales, Solanaceae. Gene Ontology annotation, molecular function: acid-amino acid ligase activity. The record is from RefSeq and is a predicted model, not a curated record. The transcript is spliced from 5 exons.
UAGCGUACAGAAUGUUACACCUCAUCACACAGUCAUAUUACACAGAGUCCUUAAUUUCCUCUCAUUGUUUGCAUCAUUUCCUAGAGAAUAGAGAAAGAAACAGGAGGGGAAAUACACAAAAAGAAUACACUGGCGUGUUAUUUUGUGCUUAUCUCUUGCUCAUAGCUCUAGUGCUCUGUAGCGUCGAACUUCAAAAUUACUUUUUCUUUCAGAGUAUUGUCAUAUAUAGUGAUUGAUACCAUCACGAAAACCGUUACGUUAAAUUCCCCACUGAUUUGAGCAGCCCUUUUUUUUCAUUUUUAGCCACUGUUCAUAUAUUACAGAUUGUUACAGGAAGAGACAGUGAAGAUGGUGGAGAAGACAGAGAUGAAAUUUAAUCCAGAAGAAGUAAUUGAGGAAUUUGAGGCGUUGACCAAAGAAGCUGGUAAAGUUCAAGAAGAGACUCUUAAAAAGAUUCUAAAAGAGAAUGGAGGCACAGUUUAUCUACAGCAAUGGGGUCUAAAUGGAAGAACUGACGCUGAGUCUUUCACAGCUUGUGUUCCUCUUGUCACUCACAAAGAUUUAGAGCCUUACAUUCAAAGAAUUGCUGAUGGGGAUCCUUCCCCUGUUCUCACUGGAAAACCCAUUACAACCAUCUCAUUAAGUUCGGGUACAACACAGGGAAGGCCAAAGUUUGUACCUUUCAAUGAUGAAUUGAUGGAAUCCACGUUGCAGAUAUACAAAACAUCUUUUGCCUUUAGGAAUCGAGAAUUCCCAAUUGGGAAUGGGAAAGCUUUGCAGUUCAUUUACAGCAGCAAACAGUUCAAGACAAAGGGAGGUUUAGCAGCUGGAACUGCAACUACCAAUGUAUAUCGUAAUGCACAAUUCAAGAAAACAAUGAAGGCAAUGCAAACUCCAUGUUGUAGCCCUGACGAAGUUAUAUUCGGUCCUGAUUUUCACCAAUCUUUAUACUGUCAUCUUUUGUGUGGCCUCAUUUUUCGAGACGAAGUGCAAGUUAUCUCCUCUACAUUUGCUCACAGCAUUGUCCAAGCUUUUAGAACUUUCGAACAAGUGUGGGAAGAACUUGUUGCAGACAUAAGAGAAGGAGUCCUGUCUAGCCGAAUCACGGUCCCUUCCACGAGAUCAGCAAUGUCUAAAUUGCUGAAACCUGAUCCAGAACAGGCUGAUAUCAUUUUUAGAAAGUGUUCUGGAUUAAGCAAUUGGUAUGGUUUGAUUCCUGUACUCUUCCCAAAUGCCAAGUACAUAUACGGAAUCAUGACGGGUUCCAUGGAACCUUACCUCAAGAAAUUGAGGCAUUAUGCUGGGGAGCUACCAUUACAAAGUGCAGACUAUGGGUCAUCUGAAGGAUGGAUUGGAGCAAAUGUCAAUCCUAAGUUGCCCCCUGAACAAGUUACUUAUACUGUGCUUCCUAAUAUUGGUUAUUUUGAAUUCAUUCCUCUUAGGGGGGAUUUAGACGGCCUUGAGCCUACACCAGUGAGUCUUGCUGAAGUUAAACUUGGUGAAGAGUACGAAAUUGUUGUCACCAAUUUUGCAGGGUUGUAUCGUUACAGACUCGGUGAUGUUGUGAAAAUAAAAGGAUUCCACAACGCCACACCAGAACUACAGUUCAUUUGCCGUAGAAAUCUUUUGCUAAGCAUUAAUAUUGACAAGAACACUGAGAAAGAUUUACAGCUAGCGGUGGAAGCAGCAGCUAAGCUCUUAGUAGAUGAAAAGUCAGAGGUAGUCGAUUUCACGAGCCACGUCAAUGUUGCAGCUGAUCCAGGGCACUACGUGGUUUUCUGGGAACUCUGUGGUGAAGCAAGUGAUGAAACAUUGCAAGAAUGCUGCAAUUGUUUGGAUAAAUCGUUCGUCGAUGCAGGCUACCUGGGUUCUCGGAAGGCUAAUGCCAUUGGAGCACUUGAGCUUAGAGUUGUGAAGAGAGGGACAUUCCAUAAGAUAUUAGAUCAUUUUGUUGGAUUAGGAGGUGCUGUUAGCCAGUUCAAGACCCCAAGAUGUGUUGGUCCAAACAAUAGCACACUGCUGCAAAUACUGUGUAAUGAUGUUGUUAAGAGCUAUUUUAGUACUGCCUUCUGUUGAUGUUGAAAUUGAAUUUAGCUUUUAGUGAUGUAUCCUUAAUAACUGUACAAAAAUUGACGAGUUGUAUGGAAAAGAAAAUGAAGCUUAGUUGUUGGUUUUUGUUAA